Molecule: messenger RNA, 1248 nt
Organism: Aphanomyces astaci
Lineage: Eukaryota; Oomycota; Saprolegniomycetes; Saprolegniales; Verrucalvaceae
Exons: 11
Coding region: 332-1222 (296 amino acids)
Source: RefSeq, a predicted model, not a curated record
GGUGUGUAACCGAUACAACGGGAAUGCAGCACAUGGCAGGCGUCAAAGGCGCGCGGGCGCUGGCCAAAGCCAAGCCGCCAAUAAGACCAGAAUGGAGUGUUGGUGAUAAUAGUGACAUAUAAGUCGUUUUGGAGGGUACAUUGUAUGCGUUUUUUAGGACUGUAAUAACUCUGAUCCAAGCGAGCAGAAGUUAUCUGAAUCGGAGCUGGCAGCCAGAAAAGUGCAGCGACACUCCAAGCAUUUGGACGAGGCGAAAACAGACUUAUACUUCAAGGCCACUGCCGACAAAUUGGACGAGCGACGGCGAUUGCUGGGGAGGUUGGAGGACAAAAUGAGAACUGAACUCGACGAGGGGCGGGUGAGAGCCGAAGAGACGAUGCGCAAGCAAGCCCAGCUCAACAAACUGUACGAAAACAUCGAAAUCGAUCUCCAGCGGAACGUGACCAAAGCACGAGAACUGGAAGAGCUCGAACUUGGAUUAAGAGACAGAGAAGCUCAAGUGGCCCAGUUGCAACUCCAGGCACUGGAAUGGCAAAAUCAAAGCGAACUCAAUAAGAAGGUUGAAGUGCAGUUGAACCAGCGACAAGCAGAGCUCGAGUUCAAAGAAAAGGAAGUGAGUUUGUUGGGGGAGCGACUGGCCAUGCAAGAAUUGCAUUUGAAAACAGUACAAAGACAACUGGACCAACUGGAGAGGGAAAUCGACGGCGAACGAGUGAGGAUGGGACGACUCCAUACUGACGAGACUCGCGCUUGGAGAGCACAGCAACAAAUCGAAGCUCUGGAGCUAGAAAGGGCUCGAGAUCAAUUUCAGAUGGAGCAACAGAUUUCAACUGAACGGCUCCAACAAGCUGAAUUGCAAAUUCGAAAGGCAGAAACUCAAUUGGCCAGCGAUCAAGCAGCGAUAACCGGUCAAUUAUCGGCCCUUCAGAACAAGACCAUGGCGCUGCAGCAACGAGAGUUUGAGCUAAACUUGCUACAUGAAGACAUUUUGGGUCGGGAAAGCCGCCUUUUGGGCAUCAGGGACGACUGGCAGCGAGCUCAAGACGAGCAGGCGAAAGCGUGGGCUACAACUCAAGCCGAGUUCAAAGCCAGAGAAUGGCGACUGCAAAUAUUCGCGGCAGAUGCCGAAGCGCAAGUGGAAAUCACAGCGAAGAAGCAACACAAGUUGGAUGCAAAGCUUCUCGAGAUGGAGCGAGCGUUAGGAGCUGGCGUCAUCUUGUGACAAUCGCAUAUAGUAGUUCCGUAAGA